GCAUUCCGUCACAAACAGUGUGUGUGCAAAGAAGAAGACAGGCACGCACGGACCGUGAUAGCGGAGUUUUUGUUUUUGCAUUCUUACCAUAAAACAAAUUGUCGAUUUUAACUUAUUUAAUUAGCAAUUUAAACAAUUGCUCUAAACAAAUUCCGUCUAAAGUGCAACGAAAAUACGUAGUAAAUAUUCCAAAUAAACAAAAGAUUAUUUGCCACGGCUGUCUGGGCUGCGCAACUGGACAGCAACAAUUAAUGAAAUGAAAGUGGAAAUCGUGUGAUGUCAUGUCGACGACGACGACGGCAGCGACGUCGACCGUUCUGUGAAUUGAAACUUCCUGUUCUCGCUCUCUCUUCCUCGCCCUCUCUGUCUUGUGCCGCCGUAUGAGAGAUCCUUUUGAAGGCAGCCAAAAGUGCGACAAGUGACGGUGAAUUAAAUUUGGCAAUAAAAUAAAAAUAAAAAAAUAUACGAAAAAAAUUCCAAUUUUCAUUCCACCGCUCAGCUGCAAAUGUGCCAGUGAAUAGCAGCACAAAAGAGAAAAGGUGAAACGAGCCAACACACAUACACGCACGCACACACACACACACACACACAACCGAUUGCGUGUAGGUGUGAGUUGGUUUUCUGGAGCGGGCAACGGGCAGCCACAACGGACAAAGCACUCAAAAACAACAACAAAAGAAAUAAAAUAAAACAAGUUUUCUUUUUAUUGAUUUCCCUCCAAAAAAGAAAUAAGUAAAAACAAAAAUAAUUGACGACAAUUCCGCCCAAGCAACAGGAGCAGCUGCAUUUGCCACGCCUACACACAGACUGUGGUACCGUCCUAAAGCUACACACACACACACACACACACACACAUUCCCUCCCUAUCCCCCUUUCCACCUGCAACACCCAAACACCAUGUCCAGCCCAAGCGCCAACGAUGGCGCCCAAACAGUACUGGAUCUGCGCAUGGAAGUGGAGCGUCUGACACGCGAACUUGAUCAGGUGUCCAGCGCCAGCGCCCAAUCCGCUCAAUAUGGCCUCUCGCUGCUGGAGGAGAAGUCAGCGCUGGAGCAGAAGUGCGAGGAGCUGGAAACCCUCUACGACAACACACGGCACGAGCUGGACAUUACGCAGGAGGCGCUCACCAAAUUUCAAACCUCACAAAAGGUCACGAACAAGACCGGCAUCGAGCAGGAGGAGACGCUGCUGAAUGAGUCAGCCGCUCGCGAAACAUCGCUCAAUUUGCAAAUACUUGAUCUGGAGAAUGAGAUUAAGCAGCUGCGUCAUGAGCUGGAACGUGUGCGCAAUGAACGGGAUCGAAUGCUGCAGGAGAACUCGGAUAUUGGACGUGAUAAGAGCGACAAUGAGGCGGAACGGUUGCGUCUCAAGUCCGAGCUAAAGGAUUUGAAAUUUCGCGAGACGCGCAUGCUCAGUGAGUACUCUGAGCUGGAAGAGGAGAACAUAUCGUUGCAGAAGCAGGUCUCCAGCCUGCGAAGUUCGCAGGUGGAGUUCGAGGGUGCCAAACACGAGAUACGUCGCCUCACCGAGGAGUUGGAGCUGCUGAAUCAACAGGUCGAUGAGCUGGCGAAUCUGAAGAAGAUUGCCGAGAAGCAAAUGGAAGAGGCGCUGGAGGCACUUCAGGGCGAGCGUGAGGCCAAAUAUGCGCUGAAAAAGGAGCUGGAUGGUCACCUGAAUCGCGAGUCCAUGUAUCACAUCAGCAAUCUGGCCUAUAGCAUACGCAGCAACAUGGAGGACAAUGCCAGCAAUAAUUCGGAUGGCGAGGAGGAGAAUCUGGCGCUGAAACGCCUCGAGGCAGACCUAAGCACAGAGCUCAAAUCGCCCGAUGGCACCAAAUGCGAUCUCUUCUCCGAGAUCCAUCUGAACGAGCUGAAGAAGCUGGAGAAACAGCUGGAAAGCAUGGAGAAUGAGAAAGCCCAUCUAACGACCAAUUUGCGUGAGGCGCAGAGCAGCCUGGACAAGUCACAGAAUGAGCUGCAAAACUUUAUGUCACGCCUGGCGCUGCUCGCCGCCCAUGUGGAUGCGCUGGUGCAGCUAAAGAAACAAAUUGACGUCAAGGAUCAAACGGCCAGUGGGCAGGCAAGGGAUGAACAACUGCAACAACAGCUGCGCCAGUUAAUCUCACAGUAUGCCAAUUGGUUUACGCUCUCCGCCAAGGAGAUAGACGGCCUCAAGACUGACAUUGCUGAGCUGCAGAAGGGUCUCAACUAUACGGACGCCACCACUACCCUGCGCAACGAGGUGACCAAUCUGAAGAACAAGCUGCUCUCCACCGAACAAAAAUCGUUGGAUCUGCAGUGCGAUGUGCAGACCCUAACGCACAUCUCGCAGAAUGCGGGCCAGAGCCUGGGCUCGGCGCGCAGCACUCUGGUGGCGCUCAGCGAUGAUCUGGCGCAAUUGUAUCAUCUGGUCUGCACGGUGAACGGUGAGACGCCUUCACGUGUGCUGCUGGAUCACAAGAGCGAGGACAUGAGCUUUGAGAACGAUUCGCUUACCGCUAUCCAGUCGCAGUUCAAGUCGGAUGUACUCACAGCACGCCCGCAAAUUGUUGAGGAUUUGCAGGGUCUGGCCGAUUCGGUAGAGAUUAAGAAGUAUGUGGACACCGUCAGCGAUCAGAUCAAGCAUCUGAAAACCGCCGUCGAGCAUACCAUCGAUCUGAACAAGCACAAAGUGCGCGUCGAGGGUGGCGAAUCUGUGGAGAAGGGCAACACCGAGGAGGUGGAGGAGCUGCAGGAGCAAAUUGUCAAGCUCAAGAGUCUGUUGUCCGUGAAGCGCGAGCAAAUCAUAACGCUACGCAAUGUGCUCAAGUCAAACAAACAAACCGCCGAGGUGGCACUCACCAAUCUCAAGUCCAAGUAUGAGAACGAGAAGAUCAUUGUCAGCGAUACCAUGUCCAAGCUGCGCAAUGAGCUUCGACUGCUCAAGGAGGAUGCUGCCACCUUCUCAAGUCUGCGCGCCAUGUUCGCAGCACGCUGCGAGGAGUAUGUGACCCAGGUGGAUGAUCUGAAUCGCCAGCUGGAGGCUGCCGAGGAGGAGAAGAAAACGCUCAAUCAACUGCUGCGCUUGGCGGUGCAACAAAAGCUGGCGCUCACACAGCGUUUGGAGGAAAUGGAAAUGGAUCGCGAGAUGCGUCAUGUGCGCCGUCCGAUGCCACCGCAGCGCGGCACCAGCGGCAAAUCCUCGUUCAGCACGCGCCCCUCCAGCAGAAAUCCGGCGAGCAGCAAUGCGAAUCCCUUCUAACAUAAGAUCAGCGUGCAGCGUAAGCUUUUGGCUUUGGUUUAUACUUUGCUUAAGUUGUAAAUUCGUUGGGAGCAUCGUUGGACAACAUGAUGAACCACCACCCACUCCGCAAACGGACAGACACACACACACACAUACUGCAAAUGUAUUUGUGAACGAUGCUAUAGCUACGGUCUAUCCUAUAUUAACGAUAACUAUCUAUUUGUAUCUGUUUCUAUUUGUAUUUAUUGAGAGUUUAGUUAGACGAAAGAAUUUUUGUGUUAGGCGAAUCACGCAACAAACAGUUAUUAACGGUUAGUUACUUAAACGUCCAAUUAAUUUAAUUAACAAUUUUGAAAAUGCAAAGAAAAACAGAAAACAAAUCGAAACUAACGUAAACAAUUGUAUUUUUCUAUAUAUACAAAACACAUACACAUAUAUGUAUUCAAUAACGUUUUAGUUCGAUUUAAGUUGAGUUUUGUUAAAUUUUCGCGUUGAUUGUUUGAUUUUUGUUAUCAACGCUGUGCGCAAGCGAAACUCAAAAGAAUGAGGAAAAAGAAAAAAAAAAACUAAAACAAAAUUUUUUGAUAUGAUAAUGUUUGAAGAUCUAGCAAGAUCUAAUUGGCAAAUGAAAAACCCAUGUAUUAAUUGGCCUGAUAACAAUAUAAGUAUUUUUUUCAAAACGGACCGCCCACAAAUUUGGCGUCCAAAAAAAAAACUCUGUACGUAAAGAACAAACAGAAACUCUUGUCAAGGGGGAGGGUAGCUACAAAAACCCAAGAUAAUGGGUGCAAAAGCCACAUGCCCAAAAAAAAAAAAAAA
Messenger RNA from Drosophila virilis, 4041 nucleotides. It is a transcript of the gene BicD, whose product is annotated as protein bicaudal D. Gene Ontology annotation, molecular function: cytoskeletal adaptor activity; dynein complex binding. The record is from RefSeq and is a predicted model, not a curated record. NCBI's taxonomy places the organism in Eukaryota, Metazoa, Arthropoda, Insecta, Diptera, Drosophilidae.